UCAUCGUUGGUGUUGUGACUUUCUCUCCGCGUGACGUUCUCGCGCGUUCGAUGAGCGCAUCGCAGACUGUCGGAACGCGUCUGAGUUGAUCAUGGAGUGGACGAAUUUGCUCUCAGCGAAUGAGGGCCUGAAGCGGGCGGCUGUCAUAGCCGCAGUCGGAGCAGGAUCCAUUUACGUAGUGUACAACCUGCUCGACACUUACAUCACUCGCUCACCAGGAACAGGCCCGGCUGAGGGUCAGCGAGCGGUGCGUUCCUCUCGGCUAAGAUCCACUACACCUCUGAAGCAAAACGGGAGCUCGACGAAACACACGAGCCUGCACCAAUCGCCAACAUGUACGUCGCCGGCGCCGAUGUCCGUGAGGGAAUCGCUGGAAAUCGCACGCAAUCUCUCGCAGUCCCCCACUCCCCCCCUUCCUCUAGUGGACGAAUGUCUUGAUAUGUCCCAUCCGAUUGAGGAGCAAACCGAUCAGUUGACCGAGCUUGUCGAAGAUCUGAAGUACAACGGAGCUCGUCUCAUCGACGGAGACGAAGUCGAUUGUCUCGGCUUCCUCCUCACAACCGACGACGAGAGUCUCUUAUGCGAGACAUUGGGCAUCCUGAGUAAUUGUGCAGCUUUCACACCAAACCAGGACCAAUUCCGUGAGAAAGGGGUCCUGAACCAAGUGAAGAAACUCACUCGACACGAAAACGACGUGAUCAAAGUGCAAGCGCUGACAGCGACGUCGAAUCUGUGCGUCAACAACGAGAACCAGGCCGAAUUUUUCGAUGAAAUCCCCCAUUAUCUGAAAUUAGCAUUCCAGGAUGGCACGAGUAUGGUCUCAUUGGUGGCGUUGUACGUCCUGACAAAUCUCACGGUGAAGUUUGGCUCCAAUCCAGAAAUUCUCAAGCACACGGGAUCUCUCGCAUCCAAAGCAGUAUGUGCCGCCAAAGAUGAGUCUCUGCAGGCAAUGAAGAUACUUGUUAAUAUUUCUUGUGAAGAAGAAGGGGCGGAACACCUUGUCAAGGCCGAUCUACGGGACGAUUUCUUCGAUUUGAUUCGAUCCGAACCUCCGAUUUCACAGCGCUGUCUGACAUUGUUGGCGAAUCUAAUACCAAAAAUCGCGGAAGGUUCUCCCAUGGAGAAUCGCGUCAUCCAGUUGAAAGGAGACAUGUUGGACAUGUGGCGUCGGGACGAUCUGGAAGACGCCCAGAAAGAUCAGCUCCGCAGAGCUUUGAAAGCUCUCUCUGUACGGGGCUGGGGACGUCUAUCGGAGAGCACGAUGGACCUAGUUAACAAACAAGAAUGAAGACCGCGGCCUUAAUUCACAAUCAAAGUAGCAUCGGCGAAUCGGGAUUGUUGUCUAGACUCGAUCGCGUACGCAAACGAGGUAUCUACUUCGAGAGUAGCGUACUCUCACGCCUCAUCCUCGUAGGUACUCUUCACGAAGAGAAACAAUAGCCUGAGGACCGGAUUCGUAGACGAAGUCCCGAACGAACCUUCGGACGCCAGCUCAGGGUUCAUUCGUUAAUUGCAAUCGACCAUAUUUGUCUAGUACCUUACUGUGCUGUCACAGAGUCGGAGUGUUGGUUUCUUAAGAGGACUUGAGCCUCGAACGAGGACUGCGACGCGUACUUCUUUGAGAGACGCCGUCGAGACCGACGUGAACUCAUAUUGAAUAAAUCAAAAUAAAGACCUUG
Molecule: messenger RNA, 1679 nt
Organism: Galendromus occidentalis (western predatory mite)
Lineage: Eukaryota; Metazoa; Arthropoda; Arachnida; Mesostigmata; Phytoseiidae
Exons: 1
Coding region: 92-1288 (398 amino acids)
Cellular component (GO): mitochondrion
Source: RefSeq, a predicted model, not a curated record